AUGCCCCGGGGAUUUCUGGUAAAGAGGACAAGGAAAAGCUGCGGGUCCUACAGGAUACCCUCUGAUGAAACUGGACCGACCCACUACAGACCCAUCGCUACAGCUCUCAAUGUCCUGACACCCUACACAUCCACCAGUGACUUUGGGGCAGGAGCUCCUGAUAACCCAGUAGAGAAAGCAGGUGAAGGGACACCUGAAGCCUCCUCUGAUGUUCCUCCCAUCAGGUUGGGUUCCAGAGUGGAACAGAUCGGACCCUGGAACCAGAUACCUUUCAGUCCAGUGAAACCUGUAGACAUGGAACUGAAGAAGACGUUCUUUAGAAGGUUCCUGAGUUCUCCAGCUUCUGCCGAGUCCUUUCCUUCUUCAGAGUCCUUUGCCUCCAUGGAGAAACUUCUUGCCCAGCACAACCCCUUUCUGCCCCCAGAAUCCAGCAAGUUACAGACAAGCAUUAGCGCCAAGGAGACCCCGAGAUACCCCAAACUCCAGUGCAAGAAGAUCAAAGCCAGCAGGAAGCUCAGCUUUGCAGAUGAAGUCACCACUUCUCCGGUGCUGGGACUAAAAAUCAAAGCGGAGGAGCCAGAUGGCAAAUCCCUCCUCAAACGACCCCCUCUGGGGGAAUUUAUCUGCCAGCUCUGCAAGGAGCAAUACCCCGACCCCUUUGCCUUAGCCCAGCACAAGUGCUCCAGGAUCGUCCGUGUCGAGUAUCGCUGCCCCGAGUGCGAGAAGAUAUUCAGCUGCCCGGCCAAUCUGGCUUCCCACAGGAGGUGGCACAAGCCCAGGGCGUUGGGGGCAGAUGGCCAAGGAGGGAAGAGGCUGCAAGUGCCGCUGGAUGGCAAGGAGAACAGCAGCGGGCGUCGGGAUGCGGCUCCGAGCGCACGGGAUCAGCACCAGCCGGCCCUGGACAGCUCCCAGCAGCCAGCUCAGCCGCUGCACUCAGGCGGCAGCCCCUACCAGGUCAGGGAGGGAAGCAUGGCUCACACCACAGCCGAGGACGGGGCAUUCGACUGCCCAUACUGCCACAAGAGAUUCCGCAGGCACACUUACCUCCGCAAACACCUGCUUACACACCAACCAUUCAACCCCCUGGAGAGGGGGCAGAUCACCUACCCAUGCCCCCUCUGUGGAGUUCACUUCCCCUCCGCGGACAUUAGGGAUAAGCACAGACUGUGGCAUGCAGUGAGAGAAGAGCUUCUCAUCCCUUUAGAAGAAGCUAUGGUGGCAGAAGGAGGAGGAGGACAGCAGAUCUUCCCAUGUGAAAUUUGCCCCACGGCCUUCUUUAGUGCCCCCGGACUCACCUUGCAUAUAAACAAGUGCCAUCCACCAGAAAGCAGGCAGGAGCUAAUCCAACAAAUCCCUAUAGGACCAGGCUGCUAGAACACGGAAGGUGAAAAUGUGCAUCAUAACGAUUCUGACUGAUGACAUCAUUGUUAGCAAACGCUUCACACCCCUUCAAUGCCAGCAGUUAAAGAUGAGAGUUUGACAAAACUGCUUUCAAAUGAUAUACUAGCUGACAUUAUUUAAUCUGUUGUACUGUUUUCAUUAUGAUUGUUUUAAAAUAUACAUGUACCUAAUUUAUAUAGAUGAUAUAUACCGUAUAUAUAAUAAAGUGGAUCCAUAUGUGAAACUAAUUCAGGGCUAUCAUUCCAGAAAAAAAUGCAUUUACCAAAAAUAUUGUUUUAGGUUCCCCUA
This is a messenger RNA of Spea bombifrons (plains spadefoot toad), 1689 nucleotides long. It is a transcript of the gene INSM2, whose product is annotated as INSM transcriptional repressor 2. The coding region runs from base 1 to 1374 and encodes 457 amino acids. NCBI's taxonomy places the organism in Eukaryota, Metazoa, Chordata, Amphibia, Anura, Pelobatidae. Gene Ontology annotation, molecular function: DNA-binding transcription repressor activity, RNA polymerase II-specific; RNA polymerase II cis-regulatory region sequence-specific DNA binding. The transcript has a single exon. Gene Ontology annotation, biological process: neuron differentiation; negative regulation of transcription by RNA polymerase II; regulation of cell cycle process. Gene Ontology annotation, cellular component: nucleus; transcription repressor complex. The record is from RefSeq and is a predicted model, not a curated record.